Molecule: messenger RNA, 1078 nt
Organism: Tinamus guttatus (white-throated tinamou)
Lineage: Eukaryota; Metazoa; Chordata; Aves; Tinamiformes; Tinamidae
Source: RefSeq, a predicted model, not a curated record
UUAUUAAUUUAUUUAUUGCAGCUUUUACUGAAGUAGAAUCUCUAAGCCCUUCUAAAGGUGGUGAUCUUUCAAAAGAAGAACUGAUCCACUUCAGCCAGCUCAGUGUUUCAUCUACUGUGGAUAAUCUUGAAAGUGAUGCUCUGAAGAGCAGCCCAGAAAAAGGGAAGGGGAAGGUUGAUAUUCAGGCAUAUCUGAAGCAGUGGCAAGAUGAACUUCUUAAAAAGGAAGAAAAUAUUAAGGAUCUGCCAAGGAUGAAUCAGUCGCAGUUCAUCCAGUUCUCAAAAACCCUGUACAAUCUAUUCCACGGGGACCCCGAGGAGGAGCUGCUCUAUAGGGCUAUAGCAGUGGUGACCAGCCUCUUACUGAAAAUGGAGGAAGUUGGCAGAAGACUGCAGAGCCCAGCAUCGCCACUCAAAAGUCCAGGUGCUGUUACAGAGGUGCCCAAUGAAGCCCCAAGCAAAGGGGAGGAGGAAAGCAGCUCUGGGCAGGCUGAAGGCAGCAGAGCUCAGAGUUCAAGAGGAGACCAUGAGUGGUCUUUUGCCUUUGAACAGAUUUUGGCAUCCUUAUUAAAUGAGCCAGCCUUCGUGAGAUUUUUUGAGAAACCGCAUGAGAUAAAAGCUAAAAUAGAGAGUGCUAGAAUGUUACAACUAAAAGCAAGAACCAGAGUAUAGUUUUCUUCACCUUUGCACUCUGCAUUAACAACAUAAAGCACUUAGAAAUGAAGGUUUCUACUAUAUCAAUUGAGUGUGGAGUUUACAUAGGAAAUGGGAUUUGAAGAGUUAGCUUUAAAUAUCACAUACCAGUACGCUUUUGUGUAAAUAAAGAUAGUUUCAAGCACAAUCACUUUCUUGCAUUGUUCAUACGUUUCAGGCCAAAAAGGACUGAAGAAUAAACUAUUUUUACCAUGUUAUUAAAAUAUGCAACAUUGCUAGGAAAUAAUAGGUGUUAUCUGUGAGUGGCACUAGGACAAACCUUUCUGAAUGACAGCUCUUACGCUGUAUGCUCUCCAGGUUCAUUUCUAUUAUUGCAAUGAAUGUAAUAACUACCACCCAUUUUCACUCGAAAUGGAUAAUGACAG